AUGAACAGCAGUGGACCAGCAUAUCCCCUCGCCUCUUUGUAUGUAGGGGACCUGCACCCUGAUGUUACAGAGGCCAUGCUCUAUCAGAAAUUUUCUCCUGCUGGACCCAUCAUGUCAAUUCGUGUGUGCCGAGACAUCAUCACCCGCAGAUCUCUUGGAUAUGCCUACAUAAACUUCCAGCAACCAGCUGAUGCGGAGUGUGCCCUGGAUACAAUGAACUAUGACGUUAUCAAGGGACGGCCAAUCCGAAUAAUGUGGUCUCAGCGUGACCCAGGACUCAGGAAGUCUGGUGUGGGUAACAUCUUCAUCAAGAACAUGGAUGAUUCUAUUGACAACAAGGCACUGUACGAUACCUUCUCAGCCUUCGGCAAUAUUUUGUCCUGCAAGGUUGUUUGUGAUGACAAAGGAUCCAGAGGAUAUGGCUUUGUUCACUUUGAGACUCAGGAGGCAGCAAACCGGGCCAUUGAAACCAUGAAUGGCAUGCUGCUGAAUGACAGGAAAGUUUUUGUUGGCCACUUUAAGUCUCGCAAGGAAAGAGAGGUGGAGUUUGGCACCAAAGCUAUGAAGUUCACCAACGUCUACAUCAAGAACUUUGGUGAAGACUACAGUGAUGAGAAACUCAAGGAAGUCUUUUCUGCAUUUGGGAGGACUCUCAGUGUGCGGGUGAUGAGGGACGAGAGGGGGCAUUCACGAGGAUUUGGCUUUGUAAACUAUGCUAACCAUGAGGAUGCUCAGAAGGCAGUUGAUGAAAUGAAUGGAAAGGAGAUCAAUGGGAAAAUCAUCUACGUCGGACGGGCUCAGAAACGUCUGGAACGCCAGGGAGAGCUCAAACGCAAGUUUGACCAGAUCAAACAAGACCGCAUCCAGCGCUAUCAGGGGGUGAAUCUCUAUGUGAAGAACUUGGAUGAUAGCAUAGAUGAUGAGAGACUCCGGAAGGAGUUUGCUCCUUAUGGCACCAUCACCAGUGCCAAGGUGAUGACAGACGGCUCUCAAAGCAAGGGCUUUGGCUUUGUCUGUUUCUCUUCACCUGAGGAAGCAACAAAAGCAGUAACGGAAAUGAACGGGAGAAUUAUUGCAACCAAGCCGCUGUAUGUGGCUCUGGCUCAGCGGAGGGAGGAGCGUAAAGCAAUCCUUACUAACAAGUACAUGCAGAGACUUGCUACCCUGAGGACCAUGACAAGUCCGAUCAUCGACUCGUACCAGCAGGCCGGAUACUACAUGACUGUACCGCAGCCUCCCACUCGCUCCUUCUACAACCACAAUGCUGUCAGCAACAUGAGGCCAGCACCUCGUUGGACAGGACAGCCUCCGAGACCACAGGGCCCCUACUCAACCCAGUUUAUUGGUAAUUCUGUUCCCCGACGUGGAUCGACAGCAAUUGCUACAGUUAGACAGGCUUCCACCCAGGCUCCACAUAUUGUCAGCUCUACACACAAGACAAAUAACAUUGGGACCCAGACUGUAGGAGGACGUACAGACAUGCCUGGUGUGACCAGAAGCAGCCAGUAUAAGUACUCGUCUGCAGUGAGGAACCCUCAGCACGUCGUUACUGUACCUGCACCCUUGACAAGACUACAGGUUAUUCCUGCACCAGUGAUGGAGCCACCAGUGCACAUUCAAGGCCCAGAGCCGCUCACUGCCUCGAUGCUGGCUGCAGCUCCACUCAUGGACCAGAAACAGCUUCUUGGUGAGCGAUUGUACCCAAUGAUCCAUGCCCAUCACCCAAACUUGGCUGGAAAAAUCACUGGGAUGCUCCUGGAGAUUGACAACUCAGAGCUGCUGCACAUGCUGGAGUCGCCCGAGUCUCUGCACUCCAAGGUGGACGAGGCGAUUGCUGUCCUGCAGGCCCAUCAGGCGAAGGAAUGCUCUCCUAAGAAGUGA
This is a messenger RNA of Seriola dumerili (greater amberjack), 1881 nucleotides long. Its product is annotated as embryonic polyadenylate-binding protein-like. Lineage: Eukaryota; Metazoa; Chordata; Actinopteri; Carangiformes; Carangidae. Gene Ontology annotation, cellular component: ribonucleoprotein complex. The transcript is spliced from 14 exons. The record is from RefSeq and is a predicted model, not a curated record. Bases 1 to 1881 code for a protein of 626 amino acids. Gene Ontology annotation, molecular function: RNA binding.